Toxorhynchites rutilus septentrionalis is the source of this 3572-nucleotide messenger RNA. RefSeq lists its product as uncharacterized. Gene Ontology annotation, molecular function: ATP binding; protein serine/threonine kinase activity. The coding region runs from base 82 to 3477 and encodes 1131 amino acids. NCBI's taxonomy places the organism in Eukaryota, Metazoa, Arthropoda, Insecta, Diptera, Culicidae. The record is from RefSeq and is a predicted model, not a curated record. Gene Ontology annotation, biological process: protein phosphorylation. The transcript is spliced from 8 exons.
AUUCAGUCCAGAUAACGUUGUUCGUAGUUUGAUUCGAUGCGUUCAUUGGCGAAUUUGGAAUAAAACGUAACUAUCACCCAUAUGGAAGCCAUACUGGAACGAAUAGAAACAAUUGGAAAUAGCGAAAAAUCAAACGAAUUAACAUUACCUUCCGUGGUAGAAUCCUCUGGAUUGGUCACUGAAGGAGGUAUUGAGAAAUCGAAAUUAACGCUGGAAAAGUAUGAAUUCAUAAAAAUUAUCGGAAAAGGAGCCUAUGGGAAGGUGAGUCUCUGCCGGCACAGAGAAACUUCUCGUUAUUACGCUGUGAAAGUACUCCGGAAGAACGUUAUCGCCCGCGAGAAGCAAAUUACGCACACGACAAACGAAAUUAAUGUGCUGAAAAAAAUCAACCACCCGUUUUUGGUGGCAUUAAAAGCUUCUUUCCAAACGAUGGAUAGGAUAUACUUCGUGAUGGAGUAUGUUUGUGGAGGGGAAUUAUAUUUCCAUCUCAGAAAAGAUUUAUUCUUCACUGAGGAGCGCGCAAAGUUUUACGGUGCCGAAAUUACUCUAGCCAUAGAGUAUCUCCACUCGCUGAAAAUCAUCUACCGCGAUUUGAAAUUGGAAAAUCUGUUGCUCGACAAACACGGCCACAUAAAAAUCGUUGACUUCGGUCUCAGCAAGGAACAGGAUGGUAAAACACCGAAUAGUUUUUGCGGUACCCCGGAAUACCUCGCACCGGAAGUAUUACUAAACGAGGCUUACGGUCCAGCAGUUGACUGGUGGGGAGUAGGGGUGCUAAUGUAUGAAAUGAUGUACGGCAAGCUGCCGUUCAAUAACUCCAACCAAAGCACUCUUUUCACGUUGAUUGUCACGGCACAAGCACAUUUUCCACCAUUCCUCAGUCCCAAUGCCCGAGAUUUGCUCCGUCAGCUUCUGACGAAAUAUCCCGACCAUCGGCUCGGAUGUGGCCCGACCGGUGCGAAGGAAAUCUUGGAUCAUACCUUUUACGCGAACAUCAACUGGAAUGAUGUGAUCCACAAACGACUGGCCCCUCCUUACGUGCCACGCAUCACAUCCGAAACAGACACUCGCUAUUUUGACGAUGAGUUAACCGAAUAUACCGUUUCCGUUACGCCACCCGACACGGACAAUUACCCGCUUAGUGGUAUAGACGAGAGUGAACUGGAUUUUCCAGGAUUCAGUUUUGAUAAUAUGACACCAUCGUUGGAUGAGGCUGCGGAUGACAACUUGAGCUAUCUGGAGGUCAAAAACAAAGCGAUUCCACGGCUCGUGACCAGCCCCAAUCGCUUCUUGCUGAAUCUCUGCCACACCUAUCCCGAUCUGUACGAAAAUCUGCAGAAAAGUGCAGCCUGGAGGGCAGAGUCCGGUCGAUCACCGUUGAAAUCAACCUUCCAAAUAGACUAUGAUCAUCUGCCAGAGUACCGGUUGGGGCCACUCUCGGAGGGGACGGAACAUUUCAUCCGUGAGUGUAACCCAACUGUAUGCACUGGAUGCGACAGCUGCUACGGGGGGCUUUGUUCAUGUCAGCUGUGUCACUCGGGCGACAGGGUCUGGUGUCCCGGUCAAUACCCCUGCCGGACACUCGGCGAACCCACCAAAAUCCUGAGAAGUUACAUCAGUUCCAGCCAUUGGCCAGAAAAAUCAUUCACGGGCGACACAAUCGAGUUCAGAGAACGGAUUAGCGUCUGGAAGUCUUCCUCCCCGUUCAAUGUGCUGACCGUCUUGUUGCUAUCGGUCGAUGAGUUUGAAUUUGUGACCGUCUGGGGGAUCCUGCAUGGCGGACGCCAUCGAGCUUGCAUUGCUGAAGCGAUAGGAGUUCCGCUUGCGAACCGUCACCACCGUUCGCUGGUCGUCAUCUUCCUUCAGGUGGAUGAUCCCCUGGACGCCCCAGUAUAUCCGGAGGGCACCCUCAAGCACCAACCGUCCGUUCACUUCCCGGCUACGAAUCUCCUGGCUUCGGUGGCUGUGGAAGUGAUUAAAAUGGAAACCCCACUCAAAAACAAAGUGCUCAUGAAGCUCCAGCAAGCGGACGGAUUCCAAACUCCAGCGGCCAGUGGUGCCGCUGGUGAUGGCCGCUUCAAUCAACACACCACCAGCACCACGAAGCUCCCGUCGUCCCCGUUUCUCACAAAAUUGGGCUUCGGAACGGGUGUGGAGGUUCUGAAAGUAAGGCGAUCACAGUCGAAAACUUCCAACCGAUCACCGUGGGCCAUCAAAAUGCUGUCACGGCGGGCUGCCCUCCAGGAAGAGCAAAUCAACGACCGUUUGGUGGAGGAGGCCAACAUUUUAAAGAACCUGAGCCACCCGAAUAUCAUAGGGUACCGUGGUUUUGACACACUCGAGGCCGGCAAAAAGUACAUCGCUAUGGAGUACUGCAACACUUCGCUGGGAGAUCUACUGGAGAAACGAUACGAUCAGAACCUUGGCCCGUUGGAGGUACCCAAAAUAGAACGGAUGGCUUUGGACAUACUGAAGGCUUUGGAUUAUCUCCACACGGAAGCGCUGAUUCUGCACGGGGAUCUCAAAUCGUUCAACAUUUUGGUGAAGAAUGAUUUCGAAAUCUGCAAGCUGUGUGAUUUUGGUGUGAGCCUUCCGCUGACCAAGGAUGGUUUUCUGGAUACCGAGAAGAGGAAGGAUGCGCAGUACGUGGGAACGGGCAUAUGGUCCGCACCGGAGGUGCUUGAGGAGGACAUUACACUGAUCAGUUCGAAGGCGGACAUUUUUAGCUUCGGGUUGGUGAUUUUCGAAACCAUUGCGCUGCUUCCGCCUCACACGUUUCCCGGGAUCAAGGAUGAAAGUGUGGCCAGCGCGGCAGAUUGUGCCGUCAUGAAUAGGAUCAUUCGCGGCGCUAGCGGCACUGCGGUUAAUCGUAAACUGGACGUAAGUGACGUUAUCGUUUUAGAGGAUGACGAAGAUGAGUUUGAUGAGGAGGGUGAGGAUGAUGUCAAGGAAGAUGAGAAGAAUAUUCCGUCGGAGAUGGUUGGUGUGAAGAGGAAGCACAACGAGUUGGACGAUCCGGAGCUUCCGGCAAAGAGUCAGUUCACACACCAGCCGGAUUCCACCACCGAUGCGGGGAUGACUCCGAUCGCCGAUGACUCCACGAUUAUCAUUGAGGAUGAUGAUGACGACGAGGAGGAGGAGAUUGAUGAUGAUGUGCAUGAAAUUGAUGACGAUGAAGAAGAGGUAUUCGAUGAGGACGAGGAGGGGAUUGAAGAUGUGGAUGAAGAUGACGACUAUGACGGGAUCGAUGAAGACGACGUGGGAAAUUAUCUCGAGUACGGACGAGUUGGAUCGCGACCAGCGAUUCCGGAUGCGAUAAAUAUUUCAGAGGAAUACUUUUUUGUGCUGGAGGUGUUCUAUGUGUGCACCAUCGAAGAUUACGAGGCGAGACCAUCAGCCAGGACGAUUCUCAAUGCGUGGGAGAAAUACAAUAUUGAUAAGGGUGAGAAAAAGACGCCGGAGGAACAACAAAAGUGAACAGAAGAAAAAAUUGUUUUGCGAAGAACGCAUUUACAUAGAUAUUUGGGAACACCACUCUUCGUAAGCCUUUUCAAAUAUAUUUGAAAUAGUUA